This is a messenger RNA of Anoplopoma fimbria (sablefish), 4363 nucleotides long. RefSeq names its product ribosomal protein S6 kinase beta-2-like. NCBI's taxonomy places the organism in Eukaryota, Metazoa, Chordata, Actinopteri, Perciformes, Anoplopomatidae. Gene Ontology annotation, biological process: protein phosphorylation; signal transduction. Gene Ontology annotation, molecular function: ATP binding; protein serine/threonine kinase activity. Bases 359 to 1771 code for a protein of 470 amino acids. The record is from RefSeq and is a predicted model, not a curated record. The transcript is spliced from 18 exons.
CCAGGAGACUCAGGAGUGAAGCUGCGGUCUGCUGGACUUGAUGAUCCACACUGGAGACUGGAAACUCUCAGGGUGGAGCCUGCUGGAGUCCGAUGGUUCAGACCAGGUCUGAGGAAGUGUAAGUGUUGGAAGGAAUGAUCAGUCCUGGAGUCUGAAGUGCUCAAAAGGACCUGUGGUGACGCACAGGGUAAAGGUCCUUGCAGCUCAGCCCUCGCAGCAGCGUGAGGAAGCAGCGGCUCUGCGUGUUGUUGUUGUUGGACUGAAGGGGACGCGAUGGCGGCCACAGCUGUGUGUGUGUAGACCGACCUCUGUCACCACCGGACCGGGACUGACGUCACGGAGGAGCAGCGUGCUCAGGAUGGCAGGAGUGUUCGACAUAGACUUGGAGAAUGAGGACAUCAGUGACGCAGAGGAUGAUGUCUGUGACUUCACUGUGAUGGAACCAGAGAAUGUGCAGACAGAGGAGGUGGAGUUGACCAGUGAAAGUGUCAACAGAGACAGUGAGAGAGUUGGACCUGACUAUUUUGAGCUUCUUACUGUGCUGGGAAAAGGAGCCUAUGGCAAGGUUUUCCAGGUGAGGAAGGUUCAAGGUGCUCAUAUGGGACACAUAUUUGCCAUGAAGGUUCUGAAAAAGGCGAAGAUAGUCUGUAAUGCUAAAGACACGGCCCAUACGCGAGCAGAGCGGGAGAUCCUGGAGACGGUGAGACACCCGUUCAUCGUGGAUCUGCUCUACGCCUUCCAGACUGGGGGAAAACUCUACCUCAUACUGGAGUGUCUGAGUGGAGGGGAGCUCUUCAUGCAGCUAGAGAAGGAAGGCAUCUUCAUGGAGGACACUGCUUGUUUCUAUCUAGGAGAGAUCACAUUGGCUCUCGGUCACCUCCACUCCAAUGGGAUUAUUUACAGAGACCUCAAACCCGAAAACAUCAUGCUUAAUCACCAAGGACACAUCAAGCUAACCGACUUUGGCCUCUGUAAGGAAUCCAUUCAUGAUGGAAGCGUCACACACACCUUCUGUGGCACCAUAGAGUACAUGGCUCCAGAGAUCCUGACCAGGUCUGGUCACAACAGAGCAGUAGACUGGUGGAGCCUCGGGGCCUUGAUGUACGACAUGAUGACCGGCUCACCUCCAUUCACAGCUGAAAACAGGAAGAAGACCAUUGAUAAGAUAUUGAAGUGUAAAAUCAAUCUGCCUCCAUACCUGACCAUUGAUGCAAGGGACCUCAUCAAGAAGCUGUUGAAGAAGAAUCCAUCCCAAAGACUUGGCUCCAGUAAAGCAGACUGUGCUGAUAUCCAGAAACAUCCGUUCUUCAGGCACAUCAGCUGGGAUGAGCUGCUGGACAAGACAGUGGAGCCGCCGUACAAGCCACAGCUGCAGUCGGACGAGGAUGUGAGCCAGUUUGACACCCGAUUUACCAGACAGACACCAGUGGACAGUCCAGACGAUACCACACUGAGCCACAGUGCAGAGCUCGCCUUUGCUGGUUUCACCUACGUGGCUCCAUCGGUCCUAGAGAGUCUAAAAGAAGGAUUCUCAUUUGAGCCCCGACCACGAGCUGUACGCCGCCACAACAGCAGCCCCCGCACACCCAUCAGUCCUCUGAACUUUUCCUCAGCGGGACCUUUCAAGUCCAGCACCGAUGGAGAGCCAUAUCUUUUCUCUCCCACCCCUCCACCGGCGGCUCGGGUUUCUCCGUCACUGGAAAAUGGAGGUGCCAGCCAGCCGAUCAGGACACCUGCGAGGAACAAGAAGCAGAAGGGACAACGAAGAUGAGGAGGUCAUCUUCAAAUAGCCAACCUGCGCCGCAAGACCUCAGUCAGAUUGACAUUUUUCAUAGAAUAUAAAUAUUGAGGCUCCGAGCUCAAGUGUUUUUGCUGGUAUCAUGCUUUUUUUUUGAGGUGGUUAAACGUACGGGUCGCUGAACAGCCUAAAUAGAAAGUGGAAAGCUCUCCAUUUUCUUUCUCUCACAUUCAGCUUGGAAGAGGAAUCCAGUAGUAUUGGGGCUGUUUGCCAUAUACCUACAGCUAGAUCCCUCUACAUGGACUUCUCAUGCUUUUCUUACAUUUGUCUCAGAUGGACACUUUGUUGAAUGAAGCUUAAAUUUACAGCUUCCAUAUGUCUGCACUUGAGAGUUACACUGUGGCACUGAUAUAUGAGAAACAAUGACUUAAUAUCAAUAUUUUAAUCAAAAAGCACUGGAAGUAGGGAAACUGUACCAAUGAUUCUGCUUCUCCACUGAAUCUACCGUGAGUCUAAAUCUGCUAAUGAUGGAUUGAUCGGAAGAGUGUUUCAUUUUACAUAUAUAUAUUAAUUAAAACCAAAAAGCUUUAUAUAAAAUGUAUAUGUAUAUAUAAUAUAUAUAUAUAUAUGUAUAUAUAAUAUACAUAUAUAUAUAUAUAUAUAAAAAGCUUUUUGGUUUUAAUUAAUUCAUCAAAGUCUGUGCAAAGAGGUCGGCUAUCAAUUAUAGAACUGAUGAAGGAUAACUUGAUUUAAGUCCUUUUGAAACGACCUUUAGGUCAUCAAGUGAAUCCUGACCGCACAAGCAUUAAAAGAAGUUGUGUUCAUGGGUUGGAGUGGGACUAUAUCAUGAUGAAAUCUACUAAAUGAAAUGCUACAUCACACACACAAAGUAAGGUUAUCACUAAUGUCAUUGUUUAUCUUAAGCAAACAUUUCUGUGUGUAAAUAUGGUGACAUUCAUCAUCGUGUUUCUUAUUUCUCUUGAGCUUUUUUAACAGAUAUUUUCUAGUGUUUGAUAGUCAUUGCCUAAGAGACCCGUAAGGGCCCAUGCUGGUUUAAGUCACUGAAGUCUUGCUUACCAGUCAAAAAGUAAUUCAGUACUUGGAUGGAUCAUGGCGGUUCAUUUGAUGCCAAAAAAAUCUUUCAGCUUUUCUGAUUUUUCUUUUUCUUAGAAUAAAUGACUUGUAGAUUAAGGUACAUUGAACCAAAUCCUGGCCCUGGUCUCUAUAUUUUGUUAAAAAAAAGUUCCAAAGGACCAGUCUGUAGGAUUUAGUGAUGUCUAGUGGUGAGGUUGCAGAUUGCAACCAACUGAAUACCCCUCACCCCUCCCUUUUUUAUUGCGUUUACAAGAACUUGGCCUUCAGGUGCAUUCACGCCACCAAAUCAAAGGUUCAACUUUACCGUUAACACGAGAAAGGCCCUCUAGAUCAGGCAGCAACGUCCGGGUUUGAAAAAUGAAGUCAAUACCAAAGUGUUUUAAGCUGCAUUCUCUCUCCUGUCCACCAGGGGGCGACUCCUCUGGUUGUAGAGAAGUCUAUGAGAAAAUGACUCUACUUCUCUCUUGAUUUAUUACCUCAGUAAUUAGUGUAAACAUGAGUUGAUAUUUAGUUUUAAUACCCGCACCCACCAGACAAAUUAUGAGAACCGGACCUGCAAACCACUUACUUUAGUCAUUAUAGUAGCACAUUUGUCAGACUGGCGCUCUCCAAGGGGCUGAUCCUGCUGCUGGGAGAGGCUAGAAGCUGCAAGCGUGAAUAUAUAUGCAGACAAAAUAUGUAUCAAUUGUUAAGUAUUCCAUUUUGGCUCAUUCAAGGGACUGCAUUGUCGGCCUGUUAGUCGGUUGUCCCACCUCUUUUGGUUUACAGCUUCACAGCCUCACUGAGCCGCUAGCGUGGCUGUAGACUGUUGUUAAGUCACACCAGUAUUAAUUGGCUGUCUGCUCCUUCAGACAGGAAAUGGAAUGGGAUAAAACUGACUUUGGAAGAAGCGCAUUCCGAAAUUUAAAACAGCUGGAAUUGAAUUAAAAUGACCAGAAAAAAACUAUGAAAUACAUUUUCAUAAAAAUGUGUUUUAAAGGGAGUCCCAGUUUCAUGGUAUUAUAUUUUAUCCGCAUGUAUUCAUGAUUAUUAAAUAAUAUCUUAUUUAUUUUUAUAAUAUUGGACACAUUGGGUCUGCAUAAAAUCAGCCUAUCUUUAGAAAACAUUCAAUGGUCUUCCUACCUCCCCUCAUUAACUCUGUGCACAACAUGCUGGGUGCUGAGCUGUGAACAGUCAGUGGAACGACUAUAAAUGAUACUCUUCAAUCUGCCCUUUGUUUCUGUAAUGACAUUGUAACUUCAAAUACAUCAUUUUUAAUGCAAGAUAAAAAGGAAACGGUGCAGUUGUAUUUAUUUUUUGUCAUAUUCCAAGAUGCAACACACUUUUUGCAGUUUAACUGUGUUCAGGUUUGUGUAUUUCUUUGCAUCAUUAAGAAUAUUUAUGGACUGAUUUCUACAGUGCUGGGAAAAGGAUACUACACCUCCGGAGUUAAUGGAAAAUUUAAGAGUUAAUAUUUUACCUUUCAGAUUUUGUUUUCUUUUUUGUCACUUUUGCUAACUGAUGAAUGUGUUAAGAAUAAAGAACCAUGAA